Verticillium nonalfalfae is the source of this 1890-nucleotide messenger RNA. RefSeq lists its product as uncharacterized. Bases 1 to 1890 code for a protein of 629 amino acids. Gene Ontology annotation, molecular function: protein-folding chaperone binding; misfolded protein binding. Gene Ontology annotation, biological process: protein folding in endoplasmic reticulum. Lineage: Eukaryota; Fungi; Ascomycota; Sordariomycetes; Glomerellales; Plectosphaerellaceae. The transcript has a single exon. Gene Ontology annotation, cellular component: endoplasmic reticulum. The record is from RefSeq and is a predicted model, not a curated record.
AUGACCUCAUUACAACCUUGUCCUUACAAGGUCUUGGGUGUCUCCAAGGAUGCGCAGUUGUCCGAGAUUCGAACUGCGUAUCGCAAGCUUGUACUCAAGUGUCAUCCUGACAAGGUCCAAGACCCGGCUUUGAAGGCGGCCAAGCAAGAUGAGUUCCAGAGGGUUCAACAAGCUUAUGAGUUAUUGGGCAGCGAAGAAGAACGCUCCAAAUACGACGAUCAGAUCAAAUUGAUGGAACUCCAGCAGAAGAGACGGAAUGUCGAAGCCAACACAUCGGCCGCUCGUACACCUCCUCGCUACUAUGAAGUCCGCACUGCAGAGCCCCGACCCGACUCCUACAAGACGAAGACAUCUACGCGCGCUCCUAGCACAACCGGCUCCAAAAUGUACUCAAAUUAUCCGCCGUCUCGCUCCUACGAGGACGAAAUUCACAGUUCUGCCCGUUUUGAAGAAGCUGCGCGGAGCGCUCGACGUGCUGCUUCCUACGACGACAAGCCUUCGAAGCGAGACGAUGAGCGAGAGCGUGAUCGCGAGCGUCGACGCAGGAAAGAAGACCAAGAAGAGAAGGAACGGCUUGUGAAACAGGCUGACAAGGCUGCGGAGAAGGAAAAGGCGGCGGAGAAAGAAGCUCGCCGUGCCGAGAGGAAACGACUAGAGAAGCUGCAGGAGAAAGAGCGGAGACGAGAGACGGAGGACAAGCGCAGCAAACACAAGUCGGCCUAUGUGGAACAAUACGACGACGAGGACUACCGCUCACCUGCCAAGGUCGACAGGAAGAAGUCAAGUUCUUCUUCCAAGAAGCACGAUGACAAGGAGAAGCGCGAACGCGAGCGCCUCUCUCCUCACGGAGCUGAGCCGCAACAAAUGGACAAGACCCAGAUUGCAAUGAUGGACGCUGUCCGUUACAUGACUUCCGCGCGACAGAAAGCUCAGCCGCAAUUGAGCCGGUCCCAGACGUACCAAGAGCCCUACCGGUACGCACCUCCAGCUGCGGUCCCGACACCUCCAUCGGCCCAGGAAUCCCAGUUUCAACCUCCUCCUAAUGAUCCAAUCUCGGUGGAGGAGGAUGACGCCCCCCGUCGCUCAGCUGCUAAACCAUCUCCUAGACGCUCAUCUGAAGCCCCCAAAGUCCGAGAGAAGUCCAGUCACAAGAAAUCCUCAUCUGGACCCAAGGAUGCCCCCGCCUCAAGCCCGAUUGCGGUUGAUCUGUCUUCCGCCCGUGUGCCCCCGUCUUUCUUGAACGCUGGUACCACCCCUCCGAUGGUUCCUGAAUCCCCGCCGCGUAAGACGCAGCUCCCUAGGGCCAACACGAUGAGGGAGGCAGAUUACGACCGACCAUCGCCACAACCUACAAUUUCAAGGUCACAGACAUACCACUAUGCCGGCGAUCACGACAUGCGGUCUCCUGCGAGCGCGGAUCCCCGUGGCCGUAGCCGGAAUCGCCUCCAGCCGCAGGUCAGCGAAAGCGACUCUGAUGACGAGGAUGCCGAGCGCCGCUACAGGGAAGCUCGCCGACGCGAACGUCGCCACAAGACGCACUCUCCGGAACCGCUGCCGCAAGACUAUCCCCCGCCACCUCCCCUGACCCGCGCCACGACGGCUCGAUAUGCCGUCAACAACGGGCGGACAGUCCCGAUGCAUGGGGAGCCGGUCUACGCCUACCGCGAUGAAUCCCCUCCCAGGAAAUCAAAGGGAUCUUACUACCCUUCUGCACACGUGCGCGUUGCCGAAGUCCGACCUCAAAUGCCUUCCCGCGAAGGCGCCUACUCCAGCAGUGGCGGAGGCCCCUACUUCGGGAAGGUCAAAACUGCCAAGAGCUACACGCCCGACGACGUGCAAUACAGCAACAUCCCCCAUCACCGAGGCUACCACGAGGAGGCAUAUGCCUGA